Messenger RNA from Cyclospora cayetanensis, 4794 nucleotides. RefSeq names its product plectin. The record is from RefSeq and is a predicted model, not a curated record. Lineage: Eukaryota; Apicomplexa; Conoidasida; Eucoccidiorida; Eimeriidae. The coding region runs from base 1 to 4794 and encodes 1597 amino acids. The transcript is spliced from 17 exons.
AUGACGUCUGCAAAGCCACAUCCGGAAGGCAGUGCGUGUGCGUGGCCGAAAGAAAGAAGCGUCGCACCCCCGUCUUUUUCUGUAGCGUCAGGUGAUGCGCAACCGGGGGGGCCGGAGGCGGGAUUCAAAUCGACAAAAGCGGCAAACGCACCUCCUCAAUAUGAACUAUCCGAUGGGUGGAUAACAACGGAAAGUCCACCGGACACUCAAAGAGAACCCGGGCACUCCGCUAUCGCUUUUCUUUUCUGCGGCUGCCGUGCAGAUUUUGCCAACUGCCCUGCCCUCGGCAAGAGACGAGCGCUUCACUGGCCUCGUCUGGAAGCCCACGGACGCAGCCACCAUUUUAUGGCUGGUGGAGAGACCGCCUUCCCCCAAGGGGUGCAGGAAAGAGAACGCGUGACACCGGGAUGUAUACAGGUCUGUGCCUUUGCUGCUUACGUUCGAGAGCUGAAGCGCAAGGACCUUAUUGGAGGGAGGCGUUGGAUUUUUGGAAAAUUGGCGAGGCUUGUCGACGAUCUCUACGGGCAGAUAUCUGUACCGCGGCACGCCGUCAGAUCGCGGGGGAAGCGUGUCGGUACCCCUGAGCCCUAUCGAUAUACAGAAAAACUUGCACGGCAGCAUUUGACUGGGCAGUCCUCCUCCGAGUCAGCCCCCAACAGCAGCUACAGCGUCCAGCAGGCGACGCCGAAACCAAAGGCCUUCAUUCCUCCCAAGAUUGUAAGUGCAAAGAAGGCGGGGGGCAAAGGCAAGCGGCCACUGCCGAAGCGCACUCCUUUUCCAGGAACAGCCGUUGCUUCAGUGGAGGCAGCGAAAGAUGAAUCGUCAGGUAGGAAGGCGGAUCUCGCACUUCUUCAGUCUAGUCUGCAGAAGUCGCGUGCUAGCAUCGGGCAGCGCUGGCAAGAAGCCUGGAAGAGCGCAGACUCCUCCAUGCUUUCUGGGGAGUCAGAUCUCGAUGAACUAGGAUCUCUCAGCUCUUCUGCACUCCACAGCAGUCUUUCUUCGUCUAGAGACAGCAAGCAUCCGCUGGGUGAAAGCGAAGGGGGGGAGGUGCCCAGGUCCUUGACGACGAGUGGGGAUCGAAGAGACAUCAUGCAGCUCUUAGAAAAAGAAGUAUCUGAAAGCGUGGCUUCCAUGCCAGAGAGCACAAAAGGAAGCCUGAAUUUAACGGCCUCAGACUUCAUCGCGGAUCUCAAGGCGGAUUUCGCGCAAGACGACAGCUCCUACCUCCAAGCUGCAGUGCCUAUAGGAAGCUCUAUACCGCGUCCCUUCCAACAGAUGAAGCUGAACCUUUUUCAGGGAGGCGAGCGAGCAGGUGGUUCUCCUUCGCCCUUGUCUACGGAAAGUUCAGCUGCAAGCUUCGUGGGCGCUCGUCUUCCGUCGAGAGAGACUUCCGCACCGGGGGAGUUCGAUGAGGACCUUGGGCUGUCAGAAGAAGAGGACAGGGAAGCAUUGCUUGCGAGAGAGAGGAAAAGCAGAGACAUGAGAACGGCUUCAGGGAGGAAGGCUUUCCAAGCGGCUGGUGAAGCAGGCUACAGCGAAGCGGAGGAGGAAGUUCAAGAACCUCGAAGGAAGACAGUCGUGGUGAAGCGGCCUCUCAAGCCUUCCGAUAUGGCUGUGGAAGCGAGGCUUGAGGAAGACGCAUGUUUGGAAGACUUCGAUCGACGGGAGAUGACGGAUCGCAUUAUAUACGAAUACACGACCGACCCCCUGACGCCGCAGUUGGAGAAACUGCGAGACGAAAGAGUGCGGUUAGCCGAAUGGGCAAAGCGGGUUGGCGCACAGAGACUCGCUGCGGGAGCUGAAGGACAGGAACGUACAACGGCCAUAAGGCCCCCCCUAGUGCGGCAUCCUCCUCCACAAACCGAUUUGGCGGGAACCUUUCCAGCUACAGAUGCAGAGUAUCCGCUGAAUGUGGAUUUCUCGCCUCGUGGAGAGGGUAUCGAGCAGCGGAUGCUGCAGCGCGCGCUGUUGCCGAGCACGAAGGUGUGGCAGCUAGAGCAGCGCAACAAGCGGCUCCAGCGGCAGACCGCAAAGCAGAGAGAGCACCUCAUACUGCUGCAGGCUGCAUUGAGGAAGAAGGCGGCUGCAGAGCACCCUGCGACAAGCGCGUCUGAGAAGCGCACUGACAGCUUUGGUGCAAAGGAAGGCGAUCACCUCCCGCUGCAGUCCCGCACGCUGGAGCUGCAAAUGUACGAACAGCAGUGCGUCUACCUCGGCGCUCAGUUGGAUGAAGAACACGAUUUUGCUCGCGCAUACAAGGAGCAGCUGGACAAGACUCUCUUCAAGAAUAUAGCCUUGAAGAAGCGGCAUGCCAACGCUGUCGCCGCCAUCAAGCACCACAAAGCCUUGCAGGAGCAGCAUGCGGCGGCUCAAGCUCACAACGAAGAGGCCAUAGCCGACUUGCAAGACAGAAUGGAGAACGAAGCCCAUAAGCGCCUUCUGGAAGUAAGCUGCAGGCAGCAGCGCGAAGAGCAGGCAUCUGCCUUGCAGCAGCGGUAUGCGCAGCUGCUGCAUUAUCUCGAGGAAGCGGAGGAGAAACGCAGUGCCUUCGAGGAAGGCAUGCGCGUAGCCCAAAGCGAGGCUCAAAAAUCCCAAGCGCUUCUGCAAACAAAGGAAGUCGAAAUUUCUCACGCCAAGCGCUACAUGGAAACGCAAGAUGCUCAGAUGCUCGAAAAGGAAGUUUUGCUGCGCAAGGAGCGAGACAGAGCAACUUUGGCAGAGCGCAAGGCAGAGCAUCUUUCCGAAGUCGUCGCAGCGAAGGAACUCGAGAUUGCGAAUUUGACGGAGAAGGUGGCAGACGCUGAAACGCUGCUGCAGCAAGAAAGGGAAAUGCAUGAUCAGACGCGAGAGGCCGUUGCAGCAGCUGAAGAGGAGCUGCGGCGGAUGAACACGGAGGCAGACGCAAUGCGUAAGCAGAUCGACACUCAGAAGGCCUCGACUGCCGCAGCGCAGCAGCAGAUCGCCGCUCUGGAGAAUCUGACGGCAGAGUUUGAAGUGCUUGCUGGCGAAGCCCACGCUGAAGAAGUCGCACUCGAAAAAUACAAAGCAGCCAUGGAAGAAAGGCGCAAGAGGGCUCUCGCGUUGCUGGAAGCUGCAGAAAAUUCGGCAUUAAAUGUGCUUUCGCAGCUUGAAAAAAAUGGUCCUGGUGCGCAGGGAGCAAUGAGCGAGAUCGCGCAACAGGUGGAGGCGUUGAAGCAGGCAAGGGAAGCCGAAGUAGCGUUGCACGAGGAGGAGCACAAAAGAGCAGUGGCAGCGCAGCAGCGGCUGGAGCAGGAGAGGCAGCAGUUGCAGCAAGAGCUAGCGUCUGUCAGGCAGCAGUUGCAGCAAGACCUGGCGUCUGUCAAGCAGCAUUUGCAGCAAGAAGCAGCGCAUCGCAAAGCCGUGGCGAAGCGUCUUGCCUUGACUGCAUGCACCUACGGCAGACAGGGGACGUCAGAAAUUUGUCGAGAGCUUCGAGCCAUGCGGAUCGGAACGCCUCUGGAAAUAAUUGGCAAAGCCCCUAGACGUCCAGAGCUUCGAUAUUUCAAGAUGUUUAAAAGCGGGGUUGUCAUGUGGACAGACGAUUUGUCGGGCAAGAAGAGUUUCAAGAAGAGUGAUCAUUUCGUGGCAGGGGCAAUUAUUGGCAUUGACUUUGGAAAAUGCAGUUCCGCAUAUCUCUACGGCCUCGAGCAGCAGAAAGGUGUCAAUGGGAGUGCCACCACCACUCAAGCACCAGUAGCCCCCUGGCGCUGCUUCACAGUUCGAACUCAAACGGAUACGUAUGAGUUUCGUGCUAAAAGCGAUGAAGCAGCUCAGGAUUGGGUAGUAGGCCUUGGACGGCUUAGUGCCACGCACUGCGCCCCCACGGUGACAAACAGGCACGAGCUCAUUGUACACCGCGUGAGGAUGAAGCUGACUGCGUAUGCAAACCAGCGAGGCGUGCGGCUGGCAGUUGUCUGGAAGGAGGCCAUCGACAAAACGUUCGGAAAAAACCCUCCAACUCGUGGGCAAGCAAAACCUGAACGACUUCCUGCUUCCGGAUCGCCCCCUCAAGCGAAACAGAGCAAUUCCCAUCGCCAAGAGCAGUCGUCACCGUCGCAGCAGCAGCAGCAGGGAGAGAGCAGAAGCAGACGCACGUCUGGAGGGGCUGAGCGAGGCAGAGGAGGCUCUCGCCAUCGCGGGGCUUCCGAAAGCCCCCAAGCGGCGAAAGACCACCACCAACCCCGCGAAUCACCUGAGAGCGCUGCUAAGGGUUCAUCACCCAAGUCUCCAGAGCCUUCGGAACCGAAGAAACACCGGAGGCACACGCAGCAGACACCCGAAGAGCGGCGAAAGAGCAGCCACUCAGCUUCUAAACAAGAGCGCAAGGCUGCCGAGGCGCAGGCCUCCCCAAAUUCCUCCCCGACGCCAGGCCGGGAAGAGGGGGGGCAGCAGCCGCAGCGCUCUUCAAGGGGAAAAGCAACGCGAAAUAGAAAGGAGGAACCUAAGGGUGACGCUGCAGCAGCAGGCGAAGCUAAGCCCUCCUCAGGAAAGCCAAGGCCCCCGUAUUUCUCACGUGAUGAAACAAAGCAGCAUAUUGCACCCCAGAGGCUGUUGCUUGUUUUGGUAGCGCUUUUUCGUGCGCUUGAUAGCGGUAGAAAGAGAUUUAAGGCGCCAGGUGCCUAUACAGAGAGAGAGAUAGAGAGAGAGGGUAACAGAGAGCACGUGCACGCAGCCAGUGCCUGGAGAAUUCGAGAAGCACAGCGUGUGAGAGGGAAGACAGAGUGCGCCUUGGUGAUGAAAGGGGCUGAGAGAGAGGCCGUUGUGGUCGCUUAA